UUACACCUAUUCCUAAUUCUCGUUUUUUAAUCACAAGUUCCCAACACUACUCCAAAUUUUCCCCAAGGAAAAAAAUGUGCUACGGCGGUCAACGAUUACCGGCAAAAGACGAGUUAACCGACCCGGCCCGACGGACCCGAACUUUACCGGCGGCGAACGGGAAUGCCGUGGUAGUUGAAAACCUCCGGGACAGGUUAGCUGAGACGGAGGCGCGGCUGGAGCGAGCUAGGGCUCGGGAAGCGGAGCUGAGCCGGCAACUGGAGGAGAUGAAGAGGUACGUCAGCGUUAUGGAAAUUCUCGAAUGUUACCUCAAGCGCCGAUACAGAGAACAGCAAGUUAGAACCCUAACAGUGGUAAAUUCGAAGUAAAGAAGGCUAAAUUUCUCUUUUGAUAUAGAUGAUUUAUGUGGUUAAGGGAUUCUUACGGUUUCAUGCUUUAUGUAAUCAUGUGUGUUGUAAUUGUAUAUUCUUCAGUGUGAUAUAGAAUAGUUAAUCAAUUGAACUUGGAAUACUCUUCAAUUUUACUGUUCUAUGUGUUUGGAUUGGUGUUAAUGUGAAUUAUAAACUUGGAAUUG
Messenger RNA from Solanum dulcamara, 574 nucleotides. RefSeq names its product protein SKIP34. Lineage: Eukaryota; Viridiplantae; Streptophyta; Magnoliopsida; Solanales; Solanaceae. The transcript has a single exon. The record is from RefSeq and is a predicted model, not a curated record. The coding region runs from base 75 to 368 and encodes 97 amino acids.